Gracilinanus agilis (Agile Gracile Mouse Opossum) is the source of this 2609-nucleotide messenger RNA. RefSeq names its product septin 8 (gene SEPTIN8). Gene Ontology annotation, molecular function: molecular adaptor activity; GTP binding; GTPase activity. Lineage: Eukaryota; Metazoa; Chordata; Mammalia; Didelphimorphia; Didelphidae. Gene Ontology annotation, cellular component: microtubule cytoskeleton; cell division site; septin ring. Gene Ontology annotation, biological process: cytoskeleton-dependent cytokinesis. The coding region runs from base 212 to 1465 and encodes 417 amino acids. The record is from RefSeq and is a predicted model, not a curated record. The transcript is spliced from 8 exons.
GCCAAUACACAGUUUUGGCUCCAAGACAGAAGGUUAAGGGUUUAAAAAAAAACAAAGCAACCAAAAAGCUACAGACUUCAGAAGGCUAGGUAAUACCUUCUCAGACCCCAAAAUCUGCUUUAGAAAUUAGGAGGAAAAUAAAAAUUCCCUUUCCCUGCUGACAGUGUUCUAUACUUCUCCAGGGGAAACAGGCAUUGGAAAAUCUACACUGAUGAACACACUCUUCAACACAAUAUUUGAGACAGAAGAGUCUGGACACUAUGAGACCUGUGUACGCCUCCGGCCACGCACUUAUGAUCUCCAGGAAAGCAAUGUGCACCUUAAAUUGACCAUUGUGGAUGCAGUUGGUUUUGGAGACCAGAUCAAUAAGGAUGAGAGUUACAGGCCUAUAGUUGACUACAUUGAUACGCAGUUUGAAAACUACCUUCAGGAAGAGCUGAAGAUUCAGCGCUCUCUAUUUGACUAUCAUGACACACGGAUCCAUGUCUGUCUCUAUUUCAUCACACCCACUGGACAUUCCCUCAAGUCACUGGACCUGGUGACCAUGAAGAAGCUGGAUAGCAAGGUGAACAUUAUCCCUAUCAUUGCCAAAGCUGACACCAUUUCCAAGAGUGAACUGCACAAGUUCAAAAGCAAGAUCAUGAGUGAACUGGAUCAAAAUGGGGUCCAGAUCUAUCAGUUCCCUACAGAUGAUGAAGCUGUGGCAGAGAUCAAUGCGGUCAUGAAUGCCCAUCUUCCCUUUGCUGUGGUUGGCAGUACUGAUGAAGUAAAAGUUGGGAACAAACUGGUUCGAGCUCGGCAGUACCCCUGGGGUGUCGUGCAAGUGGAGAAUGAGAGUCACUGUGACUUUGUGAAACUCCGGGAGAUGCUGAUCCGUGUGAACAUGGAGGAUCUCCGAGAACAGACACACAGCAAACACUAUGAAUUGUACCGGCGCCAUAAGCUUGAAGAGAUGGGCUUCCAGGACACAGCUGCAGAGAGCAAGCCUGUUAGUCUUCAGGAGACCUAUGAAGCCAGGAGGAAGGAGUUCCUAGGUGAGCUGCAGAAGAAAGAAGAAGAGAUGAGACAGAUGUUUGUGAACAAGGUGAAGGAGACAGAGUUGGAGCUGAAAGAGAAAGAGAAGGAGCUUCAUGAGAAAUUUGAGCUCUUAAAGAGGACCCACCAGGAAGAAAAGCGGAAGGUGGAAGAAAAACGACGGCAACUUGAGGAGGAGAAAAUUGCUUUCAAUCGGAGGAAGGCAGCUGUUGAGGCCAUGCAGGUCCAAGCUUUACAGGCCACCUCACAGCAACCACUGAGAAGGGACAAGGACAAGAAAAACUCUAAGGGGAUGAUCACAAGGUCCAGCGUGGAGCCCUUAAAGUACAGUAGCUGGUGGCAAGCCAUACAGUUGUGCUGCUGCAACUGCCUGAACAAGAAUCUAAAAUGCCUGAGCAAGAGUCCGACGGGGCAGGAACGAUUCAUCUGAGGCAGCUCAUUUAGUAGAUGGGGACAGUUGGAUAGCACCAUAAUCUGGAACUGGAGUGAAGAGAUUUUGUUUUUCUAAAAAAGUAAAGAAAAAAUUAGAUCAUCAGCAAACUCUUUACUUUAAACAUAUCAUCACCCCAAAGUACAAACUAGUUCAGAUUUAUAUCAGGGAAAUUCAGGUGUGAGCCAUCCCCCAUUGCCAAGGGCGACAACACCAUGAUGUCGUCCCACUGGAGUACAAAUCAUUCAAAUACGAUUAAAGAAUCUCUGCUUUCUAACAAUCUUAUAACCUCACAAUCCUGAAAUGCCAAGACUGCUGAAUAACAGCAAGAGCUUCCAAGCUAAUAAAAAAGUUACAGCUGUCAGUUUCACGUGGCAAGAAACUUCUUAGCUUGGUUGUGACUCUUUCCCCAAAGAAAUUGCUCCCGGUGGCUUCUUAUCAUUCAUCGUCAUGUCAUGGCCUUUUUCUGUUCUAUUCAUGUUGCAUAAUUUUGCCUUACUAACAAAUCAUUUCCCUAAGGAAGACUAUCAUUCCCUUUAAAAAAUCAAAAAACAAAAAAACACUACCUUUUUAUUUUAAGUGCCAGAUCAAUAUGGUCUAAAGCCUGAAUUAAAGGUUAAACAUAUGGGUGAGUAAAAAGACAGCUGAGAGAAUGUGCGAGUAAAUUAUAGCAAUCCGAUAGCUUUUUAUGUACAGUAUUACUAGAAUGGAAAAGUAGAAAUAUUUUUGCAGUGUGUAUUUUAAAAAAUGAGAGAAAAAUUGAUCAUUAUAGUGCCGUCUAAAAUAUUUAUAAAGUUAAUUUAAUCAUCUUUUAAAAGUGAGAUUCUGGUUGAAUAAUAUUUUGAAUAUUAGUAUAUUUAAGGUCUAUUUUCCACUGUUGCAUUCUUCAUAAGACAUGCACAUAGCUUAAUCCAUGUGCAUACAGACCCUUUGUGCGCAUCUGUGCUUUGUAGUCUUACUUGGUAAAUAGCUGCUUAUAUUCAACAAACAAGAAGUCCCCCAUUGUUGCUGUGAAAGGAUCUUAGGGCAAAUUGCCUAGGAUGACCUGCAUUCUCAGCAGCUCUGUAGGAGUACAGUGAUGAUACACAGCAAUAUCAUCACAGGUACUAUUACCUGUAAAGAGAUGAAAAUAAAAAAAGAUAAA